Corylus avellana is the source of this 1238-nucleotide messenger RNA. NCBI's taxonomy places the organism in Eukaryota, Viridiplantae, Streptophyta, Magnoliopsida, Fagales, Betulaceae. The record is from RefSeq and is a predicted model, not a curated record.
CUGUGUCCAAUAUAAACCCACGCAUCCAUCUACCAUUUCCUAAUUCCUAUAUAGUGCUAUCCUACACUCAUUUCCCCCGGAUCAGAGCCUAAUCCAAAUCACAGAGUGACACCAACGGUUGGGGGAGAGAUUUUUCCGGAAAAUUUUCUAGGGUUUCCAAAGCCAUGGGAGGAGGAGCAGCUGUAAGAGCGGCGACGAAGGUGGCCGGAAUCGGAGUCGUGAACGGUGGCAUCCGUGGCGUGACCGCCAUGCCGCCUGCCGAGCAGUCGGUGCGGAACGCCUCGCGUCCCGUCUCGGCUAUCUUGUCGGCUUCGUCAUCGGAGGGGGUCAAGGCCGGCUCUGUUGACGCGUCGGCAGCGCAUGUUCCGGCGGUGUGGGACGACUGGGACUUCGCUGAGGAAGAGCUGGUGAUGGCUUCGGAGGAGCCUAAGCCAAGGAUAGUCUUCGGAAGCGUGCCGAGCCUCCAGGAGGCGAAGGAGGCGACCACUGAAUUGAAAGACGCUCUUGAAAAGGUAUAUCUGUCACCACCUAACUCCACCGGAUUUGAUGAUCCAUUUGCUGCUGAUCAUGUUUCUGGACUUUCAAACCCUGAAUCAUGCCUCCUCUUUGAAGCGACACCAACUCCCGUGACAAAAUCUGUACAUCAGGCAUUCAAGUUGCUCAGUGGAAGCCCUGAAGUUCAGACUGUUGUGGCUUCCAUUGCCUCUGACCCAAAGGUCUGGGAUGCUUUGUUGGAAAAUCCUGUGCUUAAGGAUUUCAUGCAGUCACAGCAGAGAAAUGCUGCGAUUCCGGAGAUUGAAGAGAUUCAGGAGGUUGAACAGAUUCGAGAGAUUGAAGAAUUAUCUGAAUCAAGUCAAACUGGGAAGUCAAAGAAUGUGUCGAUGUUGGAGAGCAUUAAGCUUAGAGUUGUUGAGAUGGUGAGCAACGCGUCCAAUUACCUCCAGAACAUCUUUGGAUUUUCAAAAGCAGAGGAAAUUUCUUCCGAGGACAACGGAAGCACCGGAGCGACUACCGUGGAAAAGACCCUAGGUGCGUCCUUAAUGGGGUUGGCGGUGAUGGUUGUUAUGGUGGUUGUGUUGAAGCGUAUCUAGACUUUAUAGGUAUCAUUGCUGUGAAUUUGUCGAGAUUGCAAAUGCAAUGUGGUUUUUCUACCAGGAUGCCAUAAUAUUACAUAAAUAAAGGAUUGUGUUUUAUGCCAAAAGUUUCUUUUGGUAGUUCAAUAGUAGCCAAAUUGCUAA